UCUCUCUUUCUCUCUCUCCUUCCCCCUCCACUGCACAGCUGUACUACAGCAGACACACAUAUUCUCUCCGUUUCUCUAUUAACAUUGUGCUUCCUCAGUUUUCCACUCAAUGUUUUUGUCGCUCCAAUUUUUAUGCGCUGAAGGCUAUACUCAUCAUCCUUCUACAGAUUAUUCUUCUCAUUCACCCUCUUCAUUCUACAUCUCCAUACUCCAUCCUUUUUAAUUAUUUUUUCUCUCUUUCCAUUUGUGCUCGUCCUUUCCCAUCCCUUCAUCUCUUCCCUCCUUCUUGUCUUCAUCCUGGUCUCAUCUCCACUUCACUGCCUGUCAUUUUUUCUUCUGCUCUUUCUCCAAUGGAGGCUGAGGCACUUUACAGUUUCAGAGCGAGUGAAUGUGAUGAGCUCAGUUUCCAGAAGGGUGACAUCCUGAAGGUGACAAACAUGGACGACGAUCCAAACUGGUACACAGCUGAGCUGUUGGGUAGGCGGGGCUAUGUACCGAAGAACUAUAUCAAUGUAAGACCUCACGCGUGGUUUGUGGGUGGAAUAUCACGGCAGGCUGCAGAGAACCGUCUGAGACCGCUGGAGUGUGGAGCGUUUCUCAUUAGGGAGAGUGAGAGCACACCGGGAGAGUUCUCUGUGUCUGUCAGUUACGGGGACCAUGUGCAGCACUUUAGGGUUUUGAAAGAUGGAUUAGGGCAGUACUUCAUAUGGGAUGAAGUCUUCAGCUCCCUUAACCAGCUGGUGGACUUCUACAAAAUCAACAGCAUUGCCAAAGAGAGGACUGUCUUCCUGCAAGAGCCUGAGGGAUCAUUAGCUAGGCCACGUCAUGCCCAUGCCCUCUUUGACUUCACAUCUCAUCAUGCGACUCAUCUCCGUUUCUUGCGCGGUGAUGUCAUUGACCUGCUGGACUGUUCGGAUGCCCAGUGCUGGAGGGGGCGGUGCCGUGGAAGAGUGGGCGUGUUCCCACCAGAGUAUGUGCAGCCAAUUUACCACUGAACUUCAGAUAUGCGUGUCAAUGUCCUGAACAGCUAAAUUCACCUGAAUAAGAGCCUGAGACUUAUUCAUCAAUUACACAUUCUCUCUAUGAAUCCAAAGGUGAACUAAACCUUAUGCAUCAAUGUUUGGUGAAUCAGGCGAUUAAGGUUUGAAUGAAAACUUAUGUGUCAUGGUCAGCAUUUGCCCAUCAAUCUCUUUGUUAAUCAUUUUCAGCAAAACAGGCAGCAAUUCUUAACUUGUCAACAAACCAGUUUUGUAACACCCUUAAGGAUCAUAACAGUUGACUAUUGAGUGACAUUUACUCCCUGAUCAGCCAUUAUAUGAGCUUCCUGUCUAUUCUUCUUUCAAAUGCUUUCAAGUCCUUUCAAAUGGAGGUAAUUGGAGUAUUGAUAUGGUAUAUAUAUUUUUUGCACUUAAUUAAUGUUUUAAAUUGACAUACUUACAAAAAAGCACAUUGUCUUUGUCAUUUUUUUCACACCUACUAUAUAUUGCCUCAUUUAAAGUGAACAUUCAUAAUAAAGUUCUACAUAUUUGGAAAAUCUGAUAA
Ctenopharyngodon idella (grass carp) is the source of this 1542-nucleotide messenger RNA. It is a transcript of the gene grapb, whose product is annotated as GRB2 related adaptor protein b. Gene Ontology annotation, molecular function: protein binding. The transcript has 5 exons. The coding region runs from base 351 to 995 and encodes 214 amino acids. NCBI's taxonomy places the organism in Eukaryota, Metazoa, Chordata, Actinopteri, Cypriniformes, Xenocyprididae. The record is from RefSeq and is a predicted model, not a curated record.